CUGAUACUUUCAUGCAGCCCUGAACUUUUACACAACAUAAACAUUCGCCAAAAAAAAGAAAACAGAAGCGAGCGGCAGGAGAUAAUCUGACCGCGGCCGGAUGUGGACCAUACAAAGCCAUCGAAGCCACCAACUCCACGAUGAAGGUCCUCAGGCGCCUCGGCACCCUUAUGCGCUAUACCGUCGCCUAUGCGGCGCUUACACACUGCACAUUCGAGUACAUCGGUGACUUUGUCCUGUGCAAGGGACCCUCAAUGGAGCCCACACUGUCCUCGGACAAUGUUCUGGUCACCGAGCGGCUGUCGAAACACUGGCGCGCCUACAAACCCGGCGAUAUUGUGAUCGCCAUUUCGCCCAUCAAUGCCGGCCAAUACAUUUGCAAGCGUAUCGUGGCCGUGGCCGGCGACCAGGUGCUCACCCAGAAUCCGCAUCCCAUCGAGGUCGAGUACAGUAUGGACCCGAAAAAACCAAAGCCGAUCAUGACGAAGGACUAUGUGCCGCGUGGCCACGUCUGGAUCGAGGGCGACAACAAGGGGAACAGCUCAGACUCGCGUUACUACGGUCCCAUUCCGGUUGGCCUCAUCCGGAGCCGAGUUCUUUGCCGGAUAUGGCCGCUAACCGAAGUUUCUAACCUCUAGGGGCGCUUUAUUCGGAAAACAUGAACUGCCUUGAGCGGAUUUAACGCUUCACCAAGGACCUCGUAGGUCCUCUUUUUUUUUCUAUAAAUUAAUUUCAUCUGAUUUCGAUGUUUGUGGCCAUUGUCGGUUGUAAGAGCAUACAAAAGUCGUGUCAGCUACGUUAUUGCCAAAUAAAUAUUUAUUUUAUUUAUGGAUAAAUAAAAA
Drosophila bipectinata is the source of this 842-nucleotide messenger RNA. Its product is annotated as mitochondrial inner membrane protease subunit 1. Gene Ontology annotation, molecular function: serine-type endopeptidase activity. Lineage: Eukaryota; Metazoa; Arthropoda; Insecta; Diptera; Drosophilidae. Gene Ontology annotation, cellular component: membrane; mitochondrial inner membrane peptidase complex. The record is from RefSeq and is a predicted model, not a curated record.